UGUAUAUGCUAUGGAUUUCAUCGCCGGGAAAAUUAUACGAGAUCUUCCCUGAUAUUUUUGAGCAGCGGAUACUCUCCAAAAUGAUGGCAACAACAUGGCGGAAGCAAAGUCUUAUAAUAGGACUUUGUGUUUUUUCAAUCAUAACCACUUUAGUGAACAAGCACGUUUUAUCAGACCUGAGGUUUACUUAUCCAACAGUUUUUCAAAGCUGGCAGACUGGAACUGUUGCCAUGGUGCUACUUUCUUUGAAUGCUCUGGGAUACAUUGAAAUCACCUUUUUACCUGUCACAAGCACCACUCUUGCAUCAUGGCUGCCUGCUUCAGUGCUGUAUAGUGGAAUAAUUUAUUCAGGAUCAGUUGCUCUGUCAAGACUGCCAGUUCCAGUUUUCUGUGCCAUGUGUUACUUACAGACAUUGUUGGUGGCGUUAUUAGAAUCAUUCAUAUUUAAAAAGGAGCCAUCAACAAAUUCACAAUUCAGUUUGAUAUUUACAGCUAUUGCAACAGUAUCUGUCGCAGGAACUGAUGUGCAGUUUGAUCAGAUGGGAUACAAAUGGCUUAUGAUUCAUUCUGGACUUUCAGCCAUUUAUGUAUAUUAUGGAAAAUCCCAAAAUAAGAAUUCAUUAAAUGACUUGGAUAAAUUAUUCUACAAUGCUGUUGUGAGUGUAAUUGUUUUGAUGGGAAUCAGUGUUUUAACAGGUGAACUUUACAAAAUAAUUGAGUUUCCUUUCCUAUAUUCCACACACUUUCACCUUGGGUGCAUGGGAAGUGGUAUAUUUGGAGCAGCACUUGGGCUGAUAAGAGUGUCUCUGUUAGAUACAGAAGUUUCCUAUUCAUUGGGAAUAAUUGAUAGCCUUAAUAAGGUUGCCAUAUCGUUUCUGUCACUGUUUAUUUUCGAUGUCACCCUUGACAGUAACAUGGCUGUGAGCAUCAUCGCAGUCCUUUGUAGUGGAGUACUUUAUUCGUACACAGUCACUGUUCAGGAAGAAGCCGAACAACGCACUGCUCAUCCAGUCCGUGACAGUUAACAGUUAACUGUCAGCAGCAGUUGACACAAGGAUAUGAAUUGAGUUUUUUAUUAAAUGUAUGUUAAAUUCUCAAUGACUUGAAAUGUGCCAAGCCAAGCCGUAGAGGCGUCAUCUGUGUCCCACAUAUUACCUUAAAAUGUAGGCAGCUAACCAACUUGAAGGAGUCAGUUUUUCUUUUUCUCUUAGUAUCUGAUUUUACCGCGUGUAGGUCACGGCCUUUUUGGGAUUGCGUUGCGUUGCACAAAGAAAUGGUGUCGACUGCGUUAAACGCUUGAAGAUUGCGAUCAUUAUAUAAGUUAGCAAAUGCCGAUUCGUAACGUGUGAUCUUAGUAAAAAGGUAAAUGGAUAUGUUAAGGGGAGAAGUCUGAUGGAUACUGACACUGACUCUCUGUUUGUUUCAUGGAUAAUUUACAUAUUUUUCUAGAUCUUUUAUUCACAUUUAGGAAUAUCAGUAGCUGGCAAUCAAGAGGAUUGCCGCUGUCGCUGUUGUGUUUAAAUAAAAUUUAAUCUGUUAUUGAGGAAAAUUCAUUCGUCCAACGUGCUACGGAUUGUUUUUUUGUUAUGUUUCUGGGAUGGUUUGAUCAGCGGAAGGUCUAGCUAGCUUCUCCGAUAAAAUUAGAAAACAUUGUUUCGAAAAACAUAUGGUCUCAUCUGGGCAGAGUAAUACUCCAAUUAACUUCCUGUGGUAUAAUUUAGAGAAAUGUAUAUUCUACUGGAAGUUAUUUGAACACUGUUGGUAAGAAGGUACAUUUGGAUUAAUAUGCAAUUAUUCUCAAGUUCAUAAAAAUACGUUCUGACUA
Molecule: messenger RNA, 1825 nt
Organism: Pocillopora verrucosa
Lineage: Eukaryota; Metazoa; Cnidaria; Anthozoa; Scleractinia; Pocilloporidae
Source: RefSeq, a predicted model, not a curated record